Penicillium soppii is the source of this 2106-nucleotide messenger RNA. RefSeq names its product DUF3405 domain-containing protein. The record is from RefSeq and is a predicted model, not a curated record. The transcript has 3 exons. The coding region runs from base 1 to 2106 and encodes 701 amino acids. Lineage: Eukaryota; Fungi; Ascomycota; Eurotiomycetes; Eurotiales; Aspergillaceae.
AUGAGAGUCCUGAAGAGAAGCAUGUCAUUACCUGUCUUUCGUUCAAGCUCUUUUUCUUCUUUCAGUAGUCGUCAAUGGGCCUGGCUGCGCUACUUGGGCUGCGUUACUUGCUUGAUCACCAUAAUUCAAACAUGCUCAUUUCUGUCCAAUUACCCAGAAACAAACCUUGUGAAAGCUACAUACGACUGUUUUCAUCGCCCAGAGGUUCUCAAACCCGGACAGUACAGGCCGAAUGCUGAUGUUGUGCCUGUGGUGGAAGAGACACUCGACCUAGGCCCGGCUGACCUUGACGCAAUAGGUAUGGCUCAUGAUCGAAGAGAAAAGCGUUUCUAUCUCGGUGGCACCUUGACCUUGACCAGCGUCAAUUCCAUUAACGCAUCGCACCCAUCUCCGUUUAUCUACGAUCCUUACCCGCCAUACAACAGUCGCAGUUGGAAGAAACAGUUCCACGGACAAUUCAAACCAUGUCUCGGACCUAGAGGUCGUUAUUUGAAUCGCAAGUCUAAAGAAGAUAUGAUGCAAGUCUACAAGGGCAACCAGGCCGGCUUCCCAGAACCUGGAUUCGGCUCUCAUGAGGCAAUCAACUUGGACAGCAACGUUUGUACGGACCGCUACUCUCGUUUUGGGGCAUAUGGGUUUGAUGAAGAUGGCGAAGAUGAUGUACCCGGGUUCACACGCCCUCCCCAAGUGCCCUGGUGCGACGUGGAUUGGAACAGGCUACAAACUCUUUGUCUGGAGAAAAAUGCCGACAGAUAUUGGUCAAUAACCACGGUAAAUUCUUCCAAACAGAAUCCACUCGCCUUUGAUCUCCCAGAGGCUCCUCGCAAAUCAUGGGAAUCUCCCGCGGCGGGUGAGUCAAACGUGAAGCAGUUUCAUCCGCGAUCAGCAAUUCUAAUACGAGCAUGGAAUGGGCUUAGCUGGAAGUCACACCAUCGGGAAUACCUUCGGGCCUUGAUCAUGGAGCUUUCCCUGCAUUCCGGGGGUGAACACCAGAUCUAUGUUUUGGUUCACGUCAAAGACAAUGAAAUACCAAUCUUCUCGGAUAGCAAAACUAUCAAACGUCUCAGGGAGUCAAUCCCCGAAGAGUUUCGAAAUAUGGCUCUAUUUUUCAACCAUAAAAUGUUGGAAGCUUGGUAUCCAAAGAUAGGAGAACACACUUCUCAAUUGCAGCACCACCAGCCUUUGCAGAUCUUCUCACAGCUCUACCCGGAUUUUGACUAUUACUGGCAACUCGAGAUGGACGGCCGCCAUACAGGGCACAGCUAUCACUUCAUGGACCGAGCAGUUUCAUUCGCCAGAGAACAGCCACGGAAAUACUUAUGGGAGCGAAAUGCCUAUUUCUACACACCAGGUGCUCACGGCAAUUGGAGCCAAUUUAUCGAACUGGUAGAUGAAAGUCUGGCCGACAGAUCAGACGACACGAUCUGGGGCCCGGUGACUGGCACAGGGAUUCGACCUCUCGGCCCAGAUCCACCAGUGUCGCAUCCCGAUAAAGACAACUAUACCUGGGGCGUCGGCGAAGAAGCCGACUUCAUAACCUUCUUGCCCAUAUUCAACCCAAAAGACACGGAGUGGACGUUCCCAGACAAAGUCUGGAACUUCAAACACGGCCUAAAUACACCACGCCGCGCAUCAGUCAUCACAAUGGGUCGAUAUUCCAAGCGUUUGCUCGAUCUAAUCCACCACGCACAGGCAACAAAGGGCUUGGGUCUUGCUUCUGAAAUGACGGGAGCAUCGUGGGCUCUGUACCAUGGCCUCAAGGCUGUAUUUGUCCCGCAUCCCAUCUACGCAGAUGGCCAGUGGACGCCCCAGGAACUGGCUCGUAUCUACAACCCAGGCCAGCCGGAGAACAUCAAUGGAGGCCCAGAUAGUAUUUGGAACUUCGACCAUAUUCUUGAUCACAUCACGUACCGUCUCUCGUACAUGUUUACGACGCACAGCGCGGAGAAUCUGUACAGGCGGUGGCUGGGAUAUAGGACUGCGGAGCAUGAUGGUGGGAAAACGAUAUCUGAGGAUCGCUUCGGACGGCAUUGCUUCCCAUCGAUGUUCUUGCACACUAUCAAGAACACAGCCCAAGGGAUGGGGCCAGACAGAGCAGUUCCUUGA